CCGAAGCGCGGUGCCCGCAGCCCCCCCCCCGCCAGGCCCCCCGGUCCCGGGGGCGGCGGAGCCCCGGGACCGGGGGCCCGGGCCUCUGCCGUGCGAGCACCGAGGAGCUGGGACCCGAGGUGCCCCCCGCCGGCGGGCAGCCGCUGUUACUAUAAAAAAACCCCGUCCUGGCGCGCCCGGGCCGGAGUCGGUGGCCCCCAGGACUGCGCCAGGCGGCCCCCCCGGGGGGGCCAGGUAUGCCCGGGCACCCCCCAGCCAUGGGCAACUGCACCAAGACCCCUGAGCGGAGGCUCUCCAAGGACGGGAGGCAGCGCUGCGGCCCCCCCGGCCCCCAAGAGGCCGAGGAGGCGGCGGAGGCCGCGCAGUCGCCGCCGCUGCAGAACUACUCGGUGCUGCACGGGCUGGUGGGGCCGGCGUGCAUCUUCCUCCGCCAGAGCAUCGCCAUCACCCAGCUGGACCGAGAGCUGCGGCCGGAGGAGAUCGAAGAGCUGAAGCAAGCCUUCCGGGAGUUCGACAAGGACCGGGAUGGCUACAUCAGCUACAAGGACCUGGGCGAGUGCAUGCGGACCAUGGGCUACAUGCCCACCGAGAUGGAGCUCAUCGAGCUGUCCCAGCAGAUCACAGGCGGCAAGGUGGACUUCGACGACUUCGUGGAGCUGAUGGGCCCCAAGAUGCUGGCGGAGACAGCGGACAUGAUCGGCAUCAAGGAGCUGCGCGACGCCUUCCGCGAGUUCGACACCAACGGGGACGGGCAGAUCAGCAUGGCGGAGCUGCGGGAGGCCAUGCGCAAGCUGCUGGGGCAGCAGCUCAACCCCCGGGAGGUGGACGAGAUCCUCAAGGACGUGGAUCUCAACGGGGACGGCCUGGUGGACUUCGAAGAGUUUGUGCGGAUGAUGUCGCGCUGAGGGCGGCCCGUGCCAAGCCGGGACAGGAGCCCCCCGCCGUGCCUUACCGAGACCAGAGGGCCCCGGCACCGCCGCCCCCUCCACCCCGCCACCGGGAGGGGUCCCGGGGCCCGUCCGCCCCCCUCCCGGGCCCGUCCCCACGCUGCCCCCUGCGGCCUCCCGGGGGCGGCGGGGCCGGGUUGGGGCAGCCCCCGGUGCGUGCGGGGGUCCCGGUGCAAUGAAGCCGUGUGCCGGG
Cygnus olor (mute swan) is the source of this 1140-nucleotide messenger RNA. RefSeq names its product calcium binding protein 2 (gene CABP2). Bases 237 to 905 code for a protein of 222 amino acids. The transcript is spliced from 8 exons. Gene Ontology annotation, molecular function: calcium ion binding. Lineage: Eukaryota; Metazoa; Chordata; Aves; Anseriformes; Anatidae. The record is from RefSeq and is a predicted model, not a curated record.